Molecule: messenger RNA, 1164 nt
Organism: Photinus pyralis (common eastern firefly)
Lineage: Eukaryota; Metazoa; Arthropoda; Insecta; Coleoptera; Lampyridae
Exons: 5
Coding region: 380-1138 (252 amino acids)
Source: RefSeq, a predicted model, not a curated record
UGUCGAGUGCUUCGAUUGUCUCGGUUUAUUUGUUAUUCGCCUUAUCAUAGUGAUUGUCGAGACAUGUUUGUCCAAAAACACUUGAUCUAUCUUUCCUACACGUGUUCCCAAUUUAAAGAGUAGAUUUCUCUCAUUCUUAAUGAUGGACAAUGUAAGAUCGUUUCCAAACUGUAAAAAUAUUCAUCCAGCAAAUACACAACAACAUAAAGGAUUCGGUCUAUAAGUAGACGUGUGUAAGUGAGGUGAACAUAAAGAAAAUACGAGCAUAAUACAUAACGUAGAAAGAAACUAUCUUUAUCAAUCAUUAUCACAGAUAAAUCUAUUACCUAAGAAGAGGUAUAUAAGCAUGUUUUAUUUGUAAAAAAACAAAUUGUUAAAAAUGAAACUCCUAAAAUUGUGCCUCGUCGCGACCUUCCUUGGGGUUGCAACAAGCAACACCAUUCAACCAAUAGCGUUCAACUUUAGCACCUUCAACUUCCAACGGCUCUUCUCCAACAAUGACUUCAAACAACUGCUAAGAGCAAACAAACCGGAACAGGUGGCAGUAAUGAACAAGUUCAUUGACGAAGUGGUGAAAGAUCUGGACGGUGUCCUCAAAAAGAAAGGUAUCGAUCCACUUGGUUUACCCGAUGAGGUAAAGUCAUUCGAAUGGAACGCAUUGUGGGGGGAAGUGUCUUUGAAAAGCGGUAAAUUGACAGGAGUUGGCAAAAUUCAACGUAAUGGAGAUGUCACAUUUAAAUAUCAAUUCCCCAACUUGAGAGUAACCUUUCCUUUAAAGUUCGACCACAUAGAGAUAAAUUACAACUACCGCGCGCAAUUUGUUGGUCUAGGUCCUCAAGGAGAGUUGUACGGUUCCAUUAAAGGAGCGGCAUUCUUUAUCGAUGUUGAGAUAGAUGUUACAAAACUGCAGGCGCGAAUUAUCAAGCAUGAUCUUGAAAAUUUGGGAGACCUUUUUCUGUACCUUAAGGGAAGCAUUUUGGAGUGGUUCGCAAACGUGCUGGUAUGGGUUUUGAAUCCAGUUCUGAAACCCAUUAUUCAGUUGGUGCUUUACAAUAUAACCCACGGCACGAUGGAUGGGCUCAUCGGAAAUUUCAACGGAAUGAUAAAGUCGUAUCUGGACAGAAGUCAAAUAUUGUGAUGAAUGAAUCUGUUAAUAAAGGUGUU